This is a messenger RNA of Cuculus canorus (common cuckoo), 1535 nucleotides long. It is a transcript of the gene CLPTM1, whose product is annotated as CLPTM1 regulator of GABA type A receptor forward trafficking. The record is from RefSeq and is a predicted model, not a curated record. Bases 96 to 1535 code for a protein of 479 amino acids. Lineage: Eukaryota; Metazoa; Chordata; Aves; Cuculiformes; Cuculidae. The transcript has 12 exons. Gene Ontology annotation, cellular component: membrane; endomembrane system.
GGCCACGCCCCCUUCCCCCAUCACGUGCCCCUCUUUUCCCGUCACGUGGCCCUGCGCGGGUCUCGCCUCGCGAGAAGCGGCGGCGGCGCUCGACGAUGGCGGCGCCGGGGACGGAGGCGGCGGGGCCCACGCCGGGCCCGGGGCCAGUGAGCAGCAACGGCAGCGCUGCCGGCGGGGAGGCGGCGGCGGCGGCGGGGGCCGAGACGCAGCGGCAGCAGCCGGCGCCCAACGCCUGGCAGGUGCUCAAAGGCGUCCUCUUCAGGAUCUUCAUCAUCUGGGCCAUCAGCAGCUGGUUCCGCCGCGGGCCGGCACCGCAGGAGCAGAGCAGCGUGGGUGGGACGCCGCGAGCCCCGAGCCGAAACCUCUUCCCUAAGGACACUUUAAUGGACCUCUACGUUUACAUCUCGGAGCACGAGCACUUUACGGACUUCAACGUCAGCUCGGCGCUGUUUUGGCAGAAGCGGGAUCUGGUCUACGGUGACUGGACCAGCGGCGAGAACGCCGACGGCUGCUACGAGCACUACGGGGAGGUCGACAUCUCGCAGAGCGUUCAGCAGAACGGCUCCAUCUACAUCCACGUCUACUUCACCAAGAGUGGCUUCCACCCUGAUCCCAGGCAGAAGAACCUCUACCGGCGUCUCGCCACCGUCCACACGUCACGAAUGAUCAACAAAUACAAGCGCCGGCGGUUCCAGAAAACCAAAAACCUCCUGACGGGCGAGACGGAGGCCGACCCAGAAAUGAUCAAGAGAGCUGAAGACUACGGCCCCGUGGAGGUCAUCUCGCACUGGCACCCCAACCUGACCAUCAACAUGGUGGACGACCACACGCCCUGGGUGAAGGGCAGCGUGCCACCCCCCCUGGACCAAUAUGUGAAGUUUGAUGCCAUCAGUGGUGACUACUACCCCAUCCUCUACUUCAAUGACUACUGGAACCUCCAGAAGGACUAUUUCCCCAUCAAUGAGACGCUGCAGCGCUUGCCCUUCCGUCUGUCCUUCUGCCCGCUCUCCCUCUGGCGUUGGCAGCUCUACGCUGCCCAGAGCACCAAAUCCCCAUGGAAUUUCCUUGGAGAGGGCCUCUACGAGCAGUCGGAUGAGGAACAGGACUCGGUGAAGGUCGCUCUGCUGGAGACCAACCCCUACCUGCUGGCCUUGACCAUCGUCGUCUCCAUCGUGCACAGCAUCUUUGAGUUCCUGGCCUUCAAAAAUGAUAUCCAGUUCUGGAACAGCCGGCAAUCUCUGGAGGGACUCUCGGUCCGUUCCGUCUUCUUCGGCGUCUUCCAAUCCCUCGUCGUCCUCCUCUACAUCUUGGACAACGAAACCAACUUCGUGGUGCAAGUCAGCGUCUUCAUCGGGCUCCUCAUCGACCUCUGGAAGAUCACAAAGGUCAUGGAUGUCCGGCUGGACCGCGAGAACAAAGUGGCCGGAAUGUUCCCCCGCGUCACCUUCAAAGACAAAUCGACCUACAUCGAGUCUUCCACCAAGGUGUACGAUGACGUGAGUUAUCCGUACUCCUCCGGCAGCCGCCGGCGUUAA